AUGAAGAUUCUCUGGCUCGCUGCAGCAGCCGUUGUUCCGCUCAGCCAAGUCUCUCUGGCAAAGAGAGCCGGCUCUCACACAGCUACCAUCUCUCAUCCGCAAGCAACAAUUAUUGGAGAUGAAAAACUUGGGGUCGAGGUUUUACCCAGUAUCCCAUUUGCCAAACCUCCUGUUGGACCACUGCAUCUCAAAUCACCGCAGCUGAUCGCGGAACUUCUGGGAAAUAUGAAGCUAAAAGAAUGA
Messenger RNA from Paracoccidioides lutzii Pb01, 243 nucleotides. RefSeq lists its product as hypothetical. The coding region runs from base 1 to 243 and encodes 80 amino acids. The record is from RefSeq and is a predicted model, not a curated record. The transcript has a single exon.